AUGAAGUCCCAAAAUACGAACACUAGAGAGGGACCCACUCUCCACCCUUCUGUGGUUGGUGUCGAAGCAAUUGAAGAAGCAGAUGAAGAUGGGAACCAUGGACUAGACCAUCCUCGUGAAAUGCCCUUCACGUUCCUCACAAAGUCAUUUUCCAUUCCAAUUCUUGUGCCGGACGUCACAUUCCACAGACAUAUUCACGCCUUUGCCAUUCAUAAUUUUAUCCAGUCACUGCCAUGGAAAGGGAUCCAGCUUGGUGUCUCAAUCCUCUUAACCAGUGAGGUCCAGAAGCUGCUCCAUGAAUGGCCAUCAAUGGCUGCAACUGAUUAA
Molecule: messenger RNA, 327 nt
Organism: Sphenostylis stenocarpa
Lineage: Eukaryota; Viridiplantae; Streptophyta; Magnoliopsida; Fabales; Fabaceae
Source: the annotation of a GenBank genome assembly